GAAAAAGCAAUCCAACAUGGCGGCUGCGGCGGCGAAGUUGGGUGGUGUUUUUGUUUUGAUUUUUAUUUUCAACCCCGCAUGGACUAAAAUAACUUCUAGGAAGCAGUUGUAUAGACCUCAAGUUGUUGAGAGAUUCACUUCAAAAGACAGUGAUCGUCUAUAUCCUCACAGAUCAGAGAGAAGUACAAAUAUAGGUAGAGUGAAAAGCACUAAAACUCGACUUGAAAGCAGUGUUUUCGUUCUGGGGAACAACAGAACGAACCACAACCAAGCGAUUAUCCACUGGUCGGGAGAAAACAGCGAGGCAAUAUUUGUCCUGACAAGAAGAAUAGCCUAUAAUCAGUCGGUGAUGGACAGCACGUUAUGGAGAUCAACGGACGAUGGCCACCAUUUUUCCAAUGAGACCAGCAAGUUUGCCACGGGAGCUGUGUUAUCACACUACUACGUCUGUCCUAUUAACAAGAACAAGCUGAUAGUGAUCUCCAACAACAAGUCACUGUACUACACUGAUGAUGAAGGAGAAACAUACCAUCUGGUCCAAAACCUGCAGUUCCAGCCUACUGAUCUGACGUUUCAUCCCAGCCGGGAUGACUGGGUGCUAGGCUAUGACUCCCACUCACAGAAGCUCUACAUUUCCAUGAACCUGGGACAACAGUGGAACAUUCUUCACACACAUGUAACAAAGGGACACUACUUCUGGAGUGUGAAAGACAUUGACAAGGAUGAUCACCUGGUCCAUAUGGAGGUGUAUGACAGUCAUGCAGGUGGAUAUCUGUAUGUAAGCUGCCUCAUUCCACACUGUUCCCACAAGAAUGCUCACCGGGGCCUGGGUGCCAUUGACAAGAAUUCCUUACUGGUUCAGGAUGAGUACAUCUUUGUUGAGAAAUCUGCAGUUGAGGUGACCAUGUAUGUGUCUUGGAAGAGAGGUGACUUCCAGAAGGCAGUUUUGCCGAGGAAUGUAAGAGCUGAGGAUUUCCACAUCCUCAGCACAGAUGAGGAGCAGGUGUUCUUGGCAGUGAACCACCGUGACAACCUGACCAGUCUGUACCUGUCUGACACCGCAGGGGUGUACUACGUCCUCACACUGGAGAAUGUGGUCGCACUGGCCCUUCCCAGUGGCUUCCUGGUGGAUGUGCAAGAGGUGAAAGGCCUGAAAGGAGCGUUUGUGGCAAACCAGCACACACCCAGGAGAAACCCUCGGACUUUCAUCACAUGGGACAAGGGUGGGGAGUGGAGCCUGGUGCAGGCACCAGAAAAUGACAUCCAUGGACAGCCUUUUAACUGCACAUUGCCAUCUUGUUCGCUCCACUUGCACAUGGACUUCAGCAAAACCAUUUACCACAUUCCCUCCGUCAUGUCCAGGGAGUCCUCUGUGGGCCUGGUCAUGGCUCAAGGUAAUGUUGGGGAUGAUUUGGACUCCAUAUCAUCUGAUGUCUUUGUGUCACACAAUGGAGGACUGACCUGGGAUCAGGUAUUGGAGGAUCGUUACUAUGUGGUGUUUACGGACCAUGGUGGGGCAAUUGUAGCAGUGAAGCUGGAGUCUGGCAAGCCAACUGACACCUUAGAGUACAGUUGUACAGAAGGGCAGAAGUGGGAGUCCUUCAAGUUCACAGACACCCCACUUCUGAUAGACGGGGUACUGAACGAGCCAGGGGAGGCCACGCUCAUCAUUCUGGUGUUUGGUCACCUCCAGGCCGACUCUCGCUGGUACGUGGUCAGACUGGACUUUCGCUCCAUUCUGACCGCCAAGUGUACUGACCAGGACUACACCACCUGGACACCCAGUGAUGAGCUGGGAAGACAGUGUUUACUGGGUGAAAGGAAAGUGUACGAGAGAAGGAAGGUCGAAUCAACGUGUUACAACGGGAGAAACUACGAAAGAGAAAUCAACACAACUAUAUGUCAGUGUACACCAGAGGACUUUGAGUGUGAUUAUGGUUUCCAGCGGUCCAGUAGUAACAGGACGGUGUGUACUGUUACUGACUGGUUUGACCCAAACCAACCCCUGGGAGAAUGUCCGGAGGGACAACACUUCUCCAGAAGCUCUGGGUAUAGGAAGAUUCCAUCUGACAAUUGUACAGGGGGUGUUACGGACCAGUACAAGCCCAGACAGGUGCCGUGCCCACUGCAGAAGGCAGAGGGGCUGCACCUGACAGCUGACGUGGGACCUGCUGCCCCCACACAUACUAAUGUAACCUUCCACCUCACACAGGACAGGGGGUCUAAAGCCAGCACCGUCUACACAUGGGACUUUGGGGACGGUGUCGUCACCUCCCAGCCAGGUCUGAUGAACAGCUCCACCCAGGUGCACAGCUACGACACGGCGGGAACGUACGCGGUCUCCGUGUCAGCCAACAACUCCGCAGGCUGCACCUCUACCAGCAUCUACAUCAAGGUCAAUGAUAAGAUCACCACCCUGAAGGCCUGUGCACCAUCAGCCAUGUGUGUGAACAAACCCUGGAACUUCACUGUAACCCCAUUGGCUGGGGAUGGUCAUGUGCCAACAAUCAGCAACCAAUCAGGGCUCGGACUCAUCCACUAUGUGUGGGACUUUGAUGAUGAAGAGGAGACAGACACAAAGACCCCUCUCUUGUCCUGGAAGCCAUCCAUGAUGCACACAUAUAAAGAGACAGGUAAAUACAGCUGGACAGUGGAAGCCAUUAACCCUGUCAGCAGGAUACAACAAGAGGAGGACAUACAAGUCUAUGAUAUCCUGAAGACCCUGGAGCUGUCCUUCACAGCCACAUUAGACAUGGCCAACAAGGGAACAGCUCAGUGGAGACAGCAAUUUGGUGACCUGUUAGAGAAACAGCUGCAGGAGGUACUGAAUGUAUCUGAUGCCCACCUGGCUGUGACAGUGUUCCCCUACAUCCCCACACGGGUGCUGGUGUCUGUGUUCCCACCCUGUAACCUCACCGCAGAGCUGUCAGUACCGAGGGAGAACAGCGCAGAGGCAGCAAACUGUGUGAAUGAACUCACAAAGGCACUAAAGUCUGCUGUGGAUGCUGACAAAGUUUCCUUGAGCCUUGCUGGUGGUUUGAUAGUAAAGGCACUGAGAGUGUACGUCUUACAAGAAUGUGCUCCUCCGAUUCCUGAGCCACAGGGUAGUUACCAGUCUGUGAUCAUUGGAGUUUUAGUCCUGCUUGUCAUCAUCCUCCUCCUUCUUCUGCUUGCUUACUUCUGGAAAAGAAAACGUGAGAGAAGUAACUGGUACUCCCAGAUGCCAGCGCCGACGAGCCUGAUGAACGAGCAGGGAGAGAUGCUGUCCCCGGCGGAGGACCUGCUGGACCAGGAGAUCACAGAGGAGGAGUUCCUGGACGACAUCGAGGACGACUCCUUCCAACCAGUAAGCCAACCAACCUUGGUGAUGAUGUCAGGGGUCGGUCCAAGCACUGGUGGAGGAACAAACAUGCCUUGUUAACUGUGAAUCAACAAAGAAGGAGGAGCAGCCCACAAGGUUUAAGCCACCAUUGUUGCAUGGAAGGGGAUCGUUUUUCCUUGUCAGUUUUGUGUGUGCGUUGGAUGGAGAUCUAAUUUUGCUGUGCUUGUCAAUCAUGUUCAAAGGAGAGGAAAUUAAUUUACUAUCAGGGAUUGGCCACGUUUUUUAAGUUUUCUGGCAUUCUGUAGCUGUGUGCUGAUAAAUAAAUGAAGUGACCAAUCAAAGCAGAUAGAGGACGAGAAAGUCAUUUACUGAAGUCAGUCAAAAGGAGCUGAGAAACAGUUACUGCGGCUUCCAUGGUAACCGUAGUCCAUUGCAGCUGUCGAUCAUGUGCUAUAUACCUUGUUGAAGUUAUAAUUGUUGCAGGUUUUUAAGAGUAACAAGGAUGACACCCAGGCUAUUAUAAGGGUUGUCCAUCCAGAGUGGUUGGUAUAUUGAUGACUAUUGCAGGUAACUGAAGGCCUUCAAACUGUAGGACAGUUGAAAGGCACGUACAGACUGAAAUAGAGUGUGCAAGUACAUAACGCAAGAGACAAAAGUAUGUAACCCUCUAUUACAUAUACUAGGUAACUCGCUCUCUAUUAGUCUAAAAGGUUCCCUGCAUCAUUCCAACCUCUAAUUCUUCCAUGUCAGUGUAUGUAGUAACUGUAUGUAUAACAAGUGUUGUUGCAGCUUAGUAAAUACUAACUUUGGUACUUGGCUGUACAUAUUUGAUAUCUACAUAUAACUGUUGUGGAGAGAUUAACCAGACAAUUUUUCUUGCCUGGACAUGCAAAAAGAGUACAGAUAGACGUGAUGUUAUGUAAAAGCCACAAGUACUGUAAGUGAAAAAUGUAAGCUUUGUCAGGAUAUGUAUGCAGUUUUAAUAUAACUUAUUUUAGAUUAGAUGUCCCUUCUAGGUAGAAGGCAAUACUUGAGGUGUAGAGGAAGAAAAGUAACAAUGUACAAUCAAAUGCAUAGAAGUGACAUUAUCAAUAGAUGCAAAGUGAUUUAAAGGUCUACAUAUAAUUUUGAAUACUUGAUUUUAUACCACAUAUAUAUUAAUUUUGCCAUUGUGCUAAAAAUAGAACAUACGGUGCCAAAAGUUGACAGAUGCUGAUAUGGUUUGCAGAAAAAUAUUAAGCAAACAUUAUUGUUAUUUUAAUGGCAUCUACAUGUACAGCCCUGCUUAUUUCUUACCUCUGCAAUUUUUAUUUUGUCAUUCUAUUUUUGCUUUUAUUUCUAUUUAUUUUUAUUUAUUUCACAGUUUUUAACAUGACUUUAGUGGAAUAAGGGUUGCAACAGCAGCUGUACUGACAGACUUGUCACACCUAACCUUCAUCUAGCUACAAGCAAACUUAAAACUAUCUAAGCGAUGUUGCCCCUACUGUACUUGGUGGCAAUGUUUCCACACACUUUCCAAAUAGUUUGUAUUUCUAUACAUUCCAUUUUUGUGCAAGUCCUACUCUAAGUGUGCUUUUGUUGCUUUGCCUUAUGGAGUGAAACCAUUCCUGAGAGUGUUUAAUGUGUCGUUUUAUAAAUAUGAAUUUUGUAUUGUGACAUGAAGCUGAGGGUGAGAUAUGUAAAUAUUUGUCAUGUUGCUAUUUUUGGCAAUGCCUCAGGGGUGGAAGUAUUUCUUAUUCUUGGAGAAAUCGUUAUUUUUCUUUGUUAAAUCUAUACGUUGUGACAUAAAUACACUGCAAAGGUUAAGGGGUAAGUGUGCACAUGCACGAGGUCAAAGGUGAAUGCCUCUGACUUGUAUGAACACAAGCUACAUUCUGUAAGAGCCAGAAUGCACAAUGUUAGCAACAUUCCUGUUGAAAGUGUAACACAUCUAUUGUAUUACUCUUGAUGUUAUCAUAAAAUAUAUGACAUGUGUUAUUUCAUUUAUGAUUUUCAAAGAACUCACUGAUGGAAGUGAACUUUAGAAUUUGGAUUUUAGAUUUCUUGAAAGUAUCUAGAAAUAUACACCCAUGAAUUGUGCACUAGAUUGGACACUGCAUGAAAAUUUAUGCUUAUGUCUUAAUUAAAACGAUUGUUACA
Molecule: messenger RNA, 5461 nt
Organism: Branchiostoma belcheri (Belcher's lancelet)
Lineage: Eukaryota; Metazoa; Chordata; Leptocardii; Amphioxiformes; Branchiostomatidae
Product: VPS10 domain-containing receptor SorCS3-like
Exons: 27
Coding region: 17-3421 (1134 amino acids)
Biological process (GO): post-Golgi vesicle-mediated transport
Cellular component (GO): Golgi apparatus; membrane
Molecular function (GO): protein binding
Source: RefSeq, a predicted model, not a curated record